This is a messenger RNA of Erigeron canadensis, 2829 nucleotides long. Its product is annotated as probable receptor-like serine/threonine-protein kinase At5g57670. The record is from RefSeq and is a predicted model, not a curated record. The coding region runs from base 152 to 2449 and encodes 765 amino acids. Gene Ontology annotation, molecular function: ATP binding; protein kinase activity. The transcript has 10 exons. Gene Ontology annotation, biological process: protein phosphorylation. NCBI's taxonomy places the organism in Eukaryota, Viridiplantae, Streptophyta, Magnoliopsida, Asterales, Asteraceae.
CCUAAUAAAGUCUCAUUUUACAACUACUACUAUUCUAGUAUUUCUCUCAUUAGUCUCCUUUCAUUUAUUCAUAACACACACACACUCCAUCUUCAUUCCACUCUCAGAUCACACAUUUUCAUAACAUGAUUCUUAUAUAGUUAUAAAUAUAAUGAUGAGUCAACUUGCAGCGGAGGAGCAACUGGCCGGAGAAUACCGUGACCGGAAUGCUGGAACCGGAGGAAGGACGGUAGUUGUAGGUGUGAAGUUAGAUUCACAAAGUAGAGAGUUGCUGACGUGGAGUUUAGUUAAGCAAGCUCAGCCUGGUGAUAGUCUCGUUGCUCUUCAUAUCCUUACCAAUAAUGAAAUUAUGGAUCGAGAUGGGAAAUCUUCAUUGUUAUCACUUGUGAAUUCGUUUGAUUCGGUUUUGGCUGUUUAUGAAGGAUUUUGUAACUUAAAACAGGUUGAUCUUAAGUUAAAGAUAUGUAGAGGUGCUUCAGUUCGAAAAGUUCUUGUUCGAGAAACUAAAGCUUAUGGAGCGAAUGAGAUUAUCGUUGGAACAUCACGAAAUAAUCAUACGGUGAAGUCAUCAUCCUCGAUAGCAAAGUACUGUGCUAAAAAACUAUCGAAAAGUUGUUCAAUAAUUGCUGUAAAUAGUGGCAAAGUUGUGUUUCAUAGACAUUCACCUUCAUCAACUUCCAGUACAAAAAAAGGGAGUUCAGAUCACCAUAAGAAUCAGUUACUUAGUUUGUUUCAUAAAUCAUUGAGUUUCAAUCCGAAAGUACUAAAGAAUGGAAAUGCCGAACACUACAAUCAAAGCGAUGGCAAGAACCUGGAGUUGGCUUUAGUAAAAUAUGAAACUGAGUGCAUACCGAGUGCACUCAAAGAAAAUUGUCGAAUUUGUUCAUUGGAUCCAGUUCUUCCUGUUCUUGAGGAUUUUUGUGAUAAUGGUGACGACGAUGAAGAUAAUUCCAUGGCUUUAGUACCUGUACAGAAACUAGAAGGGUCGUCAAGUUCAACUUCUUUGUUACUAAGAGAAUUGCCUGAACUAAGACCUGGUUGGCCACUUCUUCGUCGAGCCAUUUUAUCUAGUCAGCUAUCUUCUAAAAGAUCGCGGGUCCACCAGAUAUCGGUUGUCCAAUGGGCUAUGAAGCUUCCUACUAGAGAUUGUAUGCAAAUUACGAACACAGAUUCAAGCAAUGAUGGUGUGUUUGAUGAUCAGAAAGACGGGUCCUUUGAAGUAAAUGAAGAAACUGGAGCAAUUGUUUGCGUUGGUGGUGAUGGAUCUCAAGCUAAUUUAUCUUCUCCAAAUCAUGAUUCAAUACGUUUACCGAAAGAGUUGGAGGGUUUUCAUGAAAAAUAUUCAGCCACUUGUAGAUUGUUUCAAUAUCGAGAGCUUCUUUCAGCAACAGCAAGCUUCAAGCCCGAGAAUAUGAUCGGAAAAGGAGGUAAUAGUAAAGUCUACAGAGGGUGUCUUCCAGAUGGCAAGGAAAUAGCCGUUAAAAUCUUGAAAUCAUCUGAAGAUGUCCUGAAAGAAUUUGUGUUAGAAAUUGAGAUAAUAACAGCUCUUCGUCAUCAAAAUAUCAUUUCACUUUUUGGGUUUUGCUUUGAAGACAACAAUCUUCUCUUGGUUUAUGACUUUCUGUCAAGAGGAAGUCUUGAAGAUAACCUGCACGGUAAUAAGAAAAAUGUGGCAUUUGGAUGGAGUGAAAGAUAUAAGAUCGCUGUGGGUGUCGCCGAGGCACUCGUUUAUCUACAUAGUAGCUGUGAUCAAACAGUAAUCCACAGAGAUGUAAAAUCAUCAAAUAUAUUACUGUCUGAUGAUUAUGAGCCGCAGCUCUCUGAUUUUGGGCUUGCAAAAUGGGCGUCGACCACCUCAUCUCAUAUAACCUGCACGGAUGUUGCCGGGACCUUUGGCUACUUGGCUCCUGAAUAUUUCAUGUAUGGCAAAGUAACCGAUAAGAUUGAUGUCUAUGCAUUUGGCGUUGUUCUUCUUGAGCUUCUUUCGGGAAGAAAACCAAUAAGCAAUGAAUACCCGAAGGGAGAGGAAAGCUUGGUUAUGUGGGCAAAGCCGAUUUUGAGUAGUGGGAAAUUUCAUCACCUGUUAGACAAAAGAUUGGUCUGUAAUUAUGAUGCCGAUCAGAUGGAAAGGAUGGCUUUAGCUUCUACUCUGUGCAUUAGGCGUGCACCACGUGCUCGGCCUCAUAUGAGCUCUGUGCUGAAACUUCUACAAGGUGAUGUUGAGGUGACGAAAUGGGCCAAGCUAGAACUCGAUUCUACAGGAGGGUCUGAUGCAAGACUACAAGUUUUAGAAGAUGAAGGGUUUUCUCAAUCAAAUCUAAGGUCUCAUCUUAACCUUGCAUUGCUUGAUAUCGAAGACUCAUCGCUUUCCAUGAGUAGUGUUGAAGAAAGUGUGUCAUUAGAAGAUUAUCUUCGAGGCAGGUGGAGCCGCUCUUCAAGUUUUGACUAAUCAUGCGCACAAUGGUGGAUCUACACUUUUUAACUGGAGCAUGUGCUAUCAUUACAACAAACCCUAGUAUUAUAUGUCUACACUAGUCGUUACAAGGUGGAAAAACAAACGUUUUUAGAUGGGUACGCGCAUACUUUAAGAUCUGUCCCUGCAACACACCUCAAAUUUGUAUACCCGACGCCUUUGGAUGUGAUUUUUAGGUCUGAUUCAUGUAAAUUCAUUGUUUUUUUUUUUUGUGGUGUUUUAACUUGUGAUGUUCAUGUUUAACUGAAAUUAAGUACAUUAGAAUGGUCUCUUUUUGAUGAGAUCAGAAUUCCAAGUGUAAAAAGAGAAUGAUGUUUCCUAAUACAAUAAAAAGCUAAUUAUGUUUUGUUUUGUUA